Molecule: messenger RNA, 2955 nt
Organism: Hevea brasiliensis (rubber tree)
Lineage: Eukaryota; Viridiplantae; Streptophyta; Magnoliopsida; Malpighiales; Euphorbiaceae
Product: probable ADP-ribosylation factor GTPase-activating protein AGD14
Exons: 14
Coding region: 215-2464 (749 amino acids)
Molecular function (GO): GTPase activator activity
Source: RefSeq, a predicted model, not a curated record
CUGUACAAAAACCUCUUAGUUACCGACUCUUGAAAGAUCUGCACGUCUCUCCCUUUGCCUUUUUUUGAUUUUUUUUUGUGUCCCCUGCAACUCUGUCUAUCCAAAUUAAAGGCUGCGAGAGAGAGAGAGAGAGAGAGAGAGAGAGAGAGUCUAAGCGCUGGAUCUUUAUUUAUAAGCUUUAUACUACGUAUAAUACAAUUCAGCAGGUAGUGUAAUGGCGAAUCGAGUGAAAGAAGAUGAGAAGAAUGAAAGAAUAAUUCGGGGACUUCUGAAACUUCCCGAGAAUCGCAGGUGCAUUAACUGUCAUAGUCUGGGACCGCAAUAUGUUUGCACAAAUUUCUGGACAUUUGUUUGCACCACCUGUAGUGGAAUACAUCGGGAGUUUACACACCGAGUAAAAUCAGUAUCAAUGGCUAAAUUUACUUCACAAGAAGUUACCGCUCUUCAAGGAGGAGGAAACAAGCGUGCAAGAGACAUUUAUCUUAAAGAAUGGGAUGCACAGCGUCAGUCUGCUCCUGAUGGCAGUAAUGUUGACAGGCUUCGAGACUAUAUUAAACAUGUGUAUGUGGAUAGAAGAUACACUGGUGAGAGGAACUAUGGAAAACCUCCAAGUGUAAAGUUGGGUGACAAAGAGGACUCAUACCAAGGAGGGUCUCGAAGUCCACCAUAUGACGAUACAUAUGAGCGCCGCUACAGUGGAAUGUCCAGUCCUGGUGGACGAAGUGAUGAUAGGAAUUCUAGAUAUGCAUAUGAUGAAAGAAGAAGUCCUGGAUAUGAUCAAGAAAGUCGACAGUAUAAUGAUUACAGGAGAAGUCCUGCUCGUGCUGAGAUAGUUAAUGAUUGGCGAAGGGAGGAUAGAUUUGGAAAUGGAAAGAGAGCUGACGACCGUAGAGUAUCUGAAGGAGACUCAAAGCUGGAAAGCAGGUCACCUGAACCGCUGAAAGAUCCAGAGGUUUCUAGUCCCCCUGUUGUACGCCCUGUUAGAGAAAUUUUGGGAGAUAAUGUGGUGCCUCUUCGUAUAAGUGAACCUCCCAAAACCAAUGUUGUAAGGGCUGCUGAUGGCUCUGCACAGACACAGGGAAAUGCAUCUGCUAGCAGCUUAGGUUCCACCAAUGGGAAUCUGACGGAAGUUAAAGUGGAGAGUACUGCAAGCUUAAUUGAUUUUGAUGCUGAUCCAGAACCACCUGUUACCACUGCAGUUCCUCAAGCACAACAAACAAUUGUGUCUCAAUCAAUUGCACAACCUGCAAGUACAACAAAUGAUAACAAUUGGGCUUCUUUUGAUUUUGCACCUGAGGUUAAGGUAUCUCAAGAAAAUGCGAAUCCACUGGAAUCUGUUAUCUCACAAUUGGUGCUGCCAGCAUCAGUACCUGGUCAAAUAUCUGGAAUGUCAAGCGUUUCUGGUGCUCCAGUAGCUGCAUCUUUAGGCAAUGUAUCAAAUUUACCAAAUGCAACUGCUUCUUCUGCUGUGUCAGCUGGGAAUGCACCUAUAUUGCCUCUCAAUACUGGGGCUACAAUUUUUCAUCCUGGUGGUGUUUCAGUGGCUGCCCCUGGUUUGGCAGCUGUAAUGCCUGUCAAUGGUGGUCCUUCCUUUGUCAAAGUUAAUGAAACAGGCCAAUGGCCUAGAGUGCAGCAUCAGCAACCUUUUCUAUUCCCUGCUUCUAGUGGUCAGUCUACUUCUCAACAAUUUAAACCACCACUUGAUGGCACUUCAGCUAAUCAGUCUUGGAAUUUAUCAGUGGCCCCUAAUAUGCAAGCGGCUUUGAGAAAACCAUCUGUUGGAGCCCCUCAAGUCAUCUCUACACCUUCCUUAGUGGUUGCUUCUGCUGGUGUAUCACAGCCACCAGCUGUGGAAGUCAAAUCAAGUGGAAGAAAAGAACUGCCUGAGGAUCUUUUUGCUGCAACCUAUCCAUCUUUCCAUGCAGCUGUUCCAGGGUGGCAAACUGGUCCUCCCCGUGGUAUGGGGUUCGCUAUGCGAUAUAGUAAUGCUGCAGUGCCGAUGCCUACUUUGAUUCAGCAAUCCAAGUCAACAAACCCAUUUGAUCUCAAUGAGCCAUCUUCAAUGCAAGUUCAUACUUUUUUAUGGCUUGUGUUCCUUCCGAUGCAGUUUCCUUCCAUGGCAUCCUUGCGAGGUGCUCUCCCAAAUAUGCCACCAUCUUCAGGCUUACAGCGCACCUCUAGUCUUGGUGCUCCAUCAUCAGCAUGGAUGCCUUCUCAGUCAUUGCCUUACCCAUCAGCUCUGCCUCCCCAGCCACCGUCUUAUGCAUCAGCUAUGCCUCCAAGGGCAUACAUGAGACAAGUAUCAAGUAACAUGCCAAUUUCUGGGCCGCAAGGAGUAGGAGGGUUAGGCACCGGGGGAGGUGCUUUUGGUGCUAUAAAUAUGGAUCAACAGUUGGCCGGUAGAAUCUCAGCCCCUGCUACCCCAUCACCUUUCUCUUCUGUUGGAGGGAACCCAUUUGGAUGAGCAUGUGCAAAAUGUAUUGUUGUCUUGAUUUAGAGGAAGCAUCAACUCGUUGCGUCCUUCAAAUUGCUGUCUGGAAAGUUUUGGUUUUAUUAUUUUACUUGAAUCAUCCAGCCAGCUUAAACAAUGCCCAUGUUUAUCAAUUGUAAGGGUCAAAUGUCCAUAUCAGCCCUGAAAAUUGACUUGAAUGAGAGUGAGCAGGUUUAUAAAUUGUAAGGCUGGACACCUCCAUGGGGAUUUAGGUUUAUUUCUCAUGUGCCUAUGUUUGUAUCGUUCAUUGGAUGAUCUGUGUUGGCUGCCAUCCCAGAAUUUGUAUAAUUUUUGUUUGUUGCCUGCUGCCCCCAGAAGUCGUCAUUGCCCCCAUUUCCAUGUAUGAUUUUUGUAAUUUCUUCAUAUAGUGGUGAACCGUCGAGUCUGAAAAGCUUGUGGAACAAUUACAAACAGUACAGUUUGUAUGCAUAUAUUGUUGAAUAUUGAUAUGAUUUUUCUCUCAA